CAUUCCACGACUUGCUUGUUCGCCCAUGCUACCACACCCUGUGUAAGAAAAUCUUUGCAUCUGUGGGCAAGUCUGAUCCCCCCUCCCGCCAAGUCCUCAUUCGCGGCACGCCAGGUAUUGGCAAGAGCACUUUCCUGGACUACUUGCUUUAUCGGCUGGCAUGCCAGGGCAAAACCGUCGUGUGGUGUAGCAAGUCUGUGCUGGACUCUGUGCUGCUGUUUACACCCAACGGUGUGUUUGAGGCAACCUCCACUGCAGCUUUUCGAGAAGAGCUAAGGGAUCCGAGUACAUGGUUCUUGUGUGAUGCGGUGGAGCCUCCGUCCAAGGUGGCAAUCACAGUCAUGGCAUCAUCUCCUCGCAACUCAAACUACAACGAGCAAGCUGGCCUGAGGUUAUGGAUGGGCCCCUGGUCCUAUGUGGAGCUGGAGGCAGCACGUGGCAUCAUGUUCUCUUCGGUCAGCAAAGCUAAACUGUCAGAGCUGUAUGCUCGGUGGGGCGGCAUCCCACGUUACGUCCUGAAGUACGCAGCCAACCCCGAACUGCAGGAGGAGCUUGAUGCAGCGGUGGCAACCGUUAAUAUGGAUCUCUUGUGGAAAUCCGUAGGCAACAUUGAAGCUGCACCGGAUGUCAGCCACAAACUGAUCCACGUCGAGGUUCGAUCCGGGGAGUUCCCACCUCCUAGCAAUUCGCACCAAUGUAACACCAGGCAAAGAGUACUCAGUUGGGAGAUGCCAGGGGAGCUGAUCCCUCUUUACAGCAGAUGCCCCAUGUGUUGUGACUGGUGA
Molecule: messenger RNA, 785 nt
Organism: Volvox carteri f. nagariensis
Lineage: Eukaryota; Viridiplantae; Chlorophyta; Chlorophyceae; Chlamydomonadales; Volvocaceae
Exons: 5
Coding region: 342-785 (147 amino acids)
Source: RefSeq, a predicted model, not a curated record